Molecule: messenger RNA, 987 nt
Organism: Aspergillus eucalypticola CBS 122712
Lineage: Eukaryota; Fungi; Ascomycota; Eurotiomycetes; Eurotiales; Aspergillaceae
Exons: 4
Coding region: 35-790 (251 amino acids)
Source: RefSeq, a predicted model, not a curated record
UUCAACCUCACCUCUUGGGACAAAUUCUGCAGCAAUGCCAUUAGCUGGCCAUAAAUCCACUCAAUUUUUCAAAAUGAAGCAACAAGAUGAGCGAUCAUCUAAUGGGGAAAGCGGAAAGGCCCCAGAAACCAAGCUAUUCCAACAUUCGUGGCCUGAGAUUUCUAAACAACAUGAUAUUAUGCUGUCGUCGCAUCUAGAGAUGUUGCACCAGUUGAAGAGUCAAGUCCACUCCCACGGAGAGGAAUUCCAACUGGUAUCCAACAUGGUUGAUAAAACUAAGAGACUAAUUGCUCAGUUUGAGAUACUUAAGAAACGUGUGGUGCCAAAGCUCAACACAGCAAAACCGGAAUCGGACACUCAUUCGUCAGAAUCCAUGUCGACGUCAAGCAGUCGAAAGGAGCUAAAAAAAGAGCAACUCAAACGUCAUGCCGACCACAUGUAUGACCCGGAAGAAGACGGAGGGGCAGCAGCAGCGGAAAACCAAGACCCCCUGACUGCAAGGUCUCUAGCUGUCCACUCUAGCAAACGAAAACGUAUCGACGAAAUUAUUCCUGGAGCCGAUGAAGACCUAAGGCGUUUCUCACCUGUAUCAGUGGAGACCGAGGAUAUCUCAGAGGAGGUACAGCGAAGACUAAAGAUCAAGGAGGAACAACGCAGAAGACGGGAGACCUCGAAAGUGGACAAACGCAAGAGGGACAGUUUGACAUCUAACGGAAGCACAUCUUCGGCCAGAACCGGGACGAAACACACUAGGAAGAAGGCUAGAACUGGGACGAAGUGGAAUCGUUAGCCGUUGAUAAGUCCGGAUGUGUAACCCCAGAUUACCCCGGACUUACUCCAGACUUACCCCUACACUUUCUCACCACUAUUCUUAGACAAGGGCCAGACAGACUGAGUUCGGCAAGCAGGGGCCUAGCCAUUGGGUCAUACUAUUGGCUAGCCCUAUGUACUAUAUCCAGAAACCUUAUUGUUAGCGGAAGAGAUAUU